UGAAGAUACCACCCUUAGAGUUAAUAAAAAGGAGGGUCAUCCCUGUGUCCUGCCUCUUAGUCUCCGGCACCUCUGGAAGGAAGCUUCCUAACAAGGUAUGGCCGACGACAGAGCCCUCCUGGCAGCCCUAGCUGCUAGAGUCCAGGAAAACCCAGCUUUCCUAACAUCCCUCAUUGCUGGCUUGCAGGAGCCCCCUCCUGCUAUGCCUGCAGGGGACUCUUUAGUUUCUGGCCGCCCUAAACGGCGUACUAGAGCCCUAGGCAGACUCAGCUCUCCCUCCCUCCCUCCUCCACGUGUGAGAGGUUCAAAGCGGGGGGGCGCAGCCUCCAGCGUGUGUGCAGGAGUGUUAUCAGCUCAGCCUGCAGCACGUUCUGGUCUCCCGCCCCCUGCUUCUUUCAUUAACCCCCGAGCUCCCUCUGUCCCCUUGCCUGUGCUAGUGCCUAGUAACACUGCUAGUGUGCCCACAUCUGCUGUGAUCUCUGCCCCCACUCUGGCACUAAGUGCCCAGGCAUCCCAGGUCCCUGCAGCGCAGCAUACUGCUGCGCUCACCUGUGUUACUGAGCUGGGUAGCGAUGUUUCCAGAGAGCUGGCCGGAGUGCAGUCAGUGCUUCCGGCAGCGUGGUCUGUGGCUCCGCCCCCCUCCAGUCCUCAGCAGUUUCCCGCUCCCUGGCAGGCAAGCUCCUCUCUCCUCAGCUCCCUGCUGCAGACUGUCACCCCAGGGAUUAUGGGCAAUAGAAAUUCCAAUGUGUCAUCUGCAGAUGAGCCCAGGGAUGCCCCCUCUACCGAGGCACAGGCUCCUGGGAGUGCCAACAGUUGCACUAAUGCUCCUGCCAACCCACUCCCCCUACCCCCCAAUCCCACUCAGGCCACCCUGCCUGACUUUAUUGUAGCCAAUCCCACCACUUCCUCAUCGCUUAUGGCACAUUUAGGGCCCCCUACUGGGGUCUCUGCCCCUAUUGCGCAUAUGGGGGAACGCCCCAAUUCCAGAAGGUGCUCAUCUGAUGUAUCCGACCGCCGUUAUCGGCGCAGGUCGGCAGCUUGUCAUCCACGUUGUUCCCGUCAUCGUUCACGGUCUGCGCGGCGGUCCCACAGAAGUGCCCGCUCCAGAUCGUCUCGUUGGCGGUCACCUUCAUCAUCGGAGGUCAGCUCCUGCAGCGAUAUCGCUGGCAGGUCUCAUUCAUGACGCAGAAGGGGUGCCCAUGCAUCAGCUGCACGGUCUUCUCGCGGGGCCAGCCGGGCCAGCGCGGUUCAGGAUCCGAAUCCUCCAAUCGCUCCAGUCGAACCUCCAGGUCCUUCUACUACUGGAGUUCCGGACCCUAGUGCCAGCAGCUUCACCGGAGGGCUCCAUGUGCCCGGCCCAUCUCUGGGACAUCCCGCUGAGCGAGUGACUCCUCUCAUCAGAGCCUCAGUGGCUCCUAGGCCCUGGACGGGUUAUGGUAAGGCCUGGGCUGGCUGGGUAGCGCUAGCAGGGACCCAUCUGGUCCAUUCCUCUGUGUCGGAUCGUCUGAGCGUAACCAUCGACUGUGCGGAAAGAGCUGUGCGGAAAGGCUGUGCGCAAAGAGCAUCGGCGCCCGGUUUCAUUUCAUCUACUGGUCCAACUGCUUCAGGCCUCGCAACAAGCUUGCCCUUCCCCGCAAGAAGUCUUGUUGUUUUGCGCUGCAUUUUGCCUUGCGUUUUUCUGAGCUUUUCGGAUAAGCGAGCUCCUCCCCCCGUCCAAGUUCCAGCCAGGGGGUGUUUUGCAAGAGGAUGUCCUUAUUACGGAUUCCUUGGUGCGCAUUCGCCUC
Messenger RNA from Bufo gargarizans (Asiatic toad), 1784 nucleotides. Its product is annotated as protein PRRC2C-like. Bases 98 to 1183 code for a protein of 361 amino acids. The record is from RefSeq and is a predicted model, not a curated record. NCBI's taxonomy places the organism in Eukaryota, Metazoa, Chordata, Amphibia, Anura, Bufonidae. The transcript is spliced from 2 exons.